Molecule: messenger RNA, 2334 nt
Organism: Tripterygium wilfordii
Lineage: Eukaryota; Viridiplantae; Streptophyta; Magnoliopsida; Celastrales; Celastraceae
Product: boron transporter 4-like
Exons: 13
Coding region: 4-2013 (669 amino acids)
Biological process (GO): transmembrane transport; monoatomic anion transport; monoatomic ion homeostasis
Cellular component (GO): plasma membrane
Molecular function (GO): solute:inorganic anion antiporter activity
Source: RefSeq, a predicted model, not a curated record
GCAAUGGAGAGUCUCGGAACUCCCUUCAAGGGAAUUAUUGGGGAUAUCAAGGGAAGAGCUGCUUGCUACAAGGAAGAUUGGACAAGUGCACUCUGUUCAGGCAUUCGGUUGUUGGCCCCUACUGCCUAUAUCUUCUUUGCUUCUGCUCUUCCUGUUAUUGCGUUCGGAGAGCAGCUCUACAGGAAUACAGAUGGAAGUUUAAGCACGGUGGAAACCUUGCUUUCUACUGCAAUUUGUGGAAUAAUCCACUCAAUCUUUGGUGGGCAGCCAUUAUUGAUAUUAGGAGUUGCAGAACCGACAGUCAUCAUGUACACUUACUUGUAUAGUUUUGCCAAAGGAAGACCAGAGUUGGGACAGCAGCUGUACUUAGCGUGGACAGGGUGGGUUUGUGUCUGGACAGCUUUCCUUCUUGUGCUUCUUGCAAUAUUUAACACGUGCACAAUCAUCACUCGGUUUACCAGGAUAGCAGGGGAACUGUUUGGCAUGUUGAUAGCUGUUCUCUUUAUGCAAGAGGCUGUUAAGGGACUGAUAAGUGAAUUCAGCAUUCCAAAAGCUGAAAAUCCAAAAGAAGAAAAGUAUCAGUUCCAGUGGCUAUAUACAAAUGGGCUGCUUGCCACUAUUUUCUCAUUUGGUCUACUCUUCACUGCCAAUAAGAGCAGAAAGGCAAGAUCAUGGCGAUAUGGCACAGGAUUCCUCCGAAGCUUUAUCGCAGAUUAUGGGGUUCCCUUCAUGGUUGUGGUGUGGACAGCAUUAUCUUACAGUGUACCCAGCAAAGUUCCUUCUGGGGUUCCCAGGAGGCUGUUUUGUCCUCUUCCUUGGGAAUCCGAGUCAUUGUACCAUUGGACAGUAGUCAAGGACAUGGGCAAGGUCCCAGUUCCAUAUAUUUUUGCUGCCUUUAUACCAGCCAUCAUGAUAGCAGGUCUAUACUUUUUCGACCAUGGUGUAGCUUCACAGAUGGCACAACAGAAGGAAUUCAAUCUAAAAAAUCCAUCUGCUUACCACUAUGAUAUGUUUUUGCUCGGACUAAUGACAUUGAUCUGUGGAUUACUUGGGCUGCCCCCUUCAAAUGGGGUCCUCCCGCAGUCCCCCAUGCACACAAAGAGUCUGGCGGUUCUCAAGCGGCAGUUGAUCCGAAAGAAGAUGGUGCAGAGCGCCAAGGAAUGCAUUAAACAACACAGAAGCAACUCAGAAAUCUAUGGACGAAUGCAGGCUGUUUUUGUAGAAAUGGACACAUCUCCAAGUGUAACUGAAGAAUUACAGGAUUUAAAGCAGGCUGUAAUGAAAAGUAAUGAUGAAGGGAGUGCGAAGGGAAAAUUCGAUCCUGAAAAACACAUCGAUGCAUACUUGCCUGUUCGGGUAAAUGAGCAAAGAAUGAGCAACCUUUUGCAGUCACUUUUUGUGGGUUUAUCAACAUGUGCGAUGCCUAUACUCAAAAUGAUUCCUACCUCGGUUCUUUGGGGAUACUUUGCCUACAUGGCAAUUGAUAGUCUCCCAGGGAAUCAGUUUUGGGAUAGGAUGCUGUUGCUCUUCAUCACGCCAGGCCGACGUUAUAAAGUCCUUGAAGGUGAUCAUGCUUCAUUUGUGGAGUCAGUGCCAUUCAAGGCCACGGCUGUGUUCACGCUCUUCCAAUUUUUCUAUUUUCUGGUUUGUUUUGGGGUGACUUGGAUACCAAUUGCUGGAAUAUUGUUUCCUCUGCCAUUUUUCUUGCUUAUCACCAUAAGGCAACACAUCCUCCCAAAGUUUUUCCAUGCUAACGACCUUCGGGAACUGGAUGCGGCUGAGUAUGAAGAAAUUGCCGGUGCUCCAAAAAGAAACCGAAGUCUCUCUAUCAAGGACAAAGAUACACCUGAUGCACGGAUUGAGGCAAGUGAAGAUGAAUUCUACGACGCUGAGAUACUGGACGAGAUGACCACCCACAGAGGCGAGCUGAAACUUAGGACUUUAAGCUUCAAUGAAGAUAGGAUGUAUCAGGUUCAUCCACAAGACGAGGUCCGAACAUCAGGAGGGUCAUGAUGACAAAGCAUUAGGAUUUAGUGAGUGCUCCUUCUAUAUUUAGGAAAAUUAUUAUAGUCCUCUCCCCGACCAAAAGACCAUAGGAAACAGGAUACUCUGGGUAGAAGUCUUAAAGAUGUUGCCUUUACUUAUAUAUCUGCGAGCCAAGAUAGGAAAAACAGAAACAUGUGUUCCUUAAGGGGAACAAAAAGGAAUAAGGAAGCUGCUGCUCUUGUUUUCUUUUUCCUACAUUAGGUAAAAUCAGUUAGAUUAACAGCCAUUCAUCAUCUGUUUUGAGUGUUUUGCUUCCAAAAUAAGAGAGAGGAGUGAGGUGGUGGAAAU